This is a messenger RNA of Cyprinus carpio (common carp), 901 nucleotides long. RefSeq names its product uveal autoantigen with coiled-coil domains and ankyrin repeats-like. Bases 32 to 877 code for a protein of 281 amino acids. Lineage: Eukaryota; Metazoa; Chordata; Actinopteri; Cypriniformes; Cyprinidae. Gene Ontology annotation, molecular function: actin binding. The record is from RefSeq and is a predicted model, not a curated record. The transcript is spliced from 10 exons.
GGUUGUCAAGACUUUGGACCAAGCCCAUAAUAUGUCCUCUAUCAAUCUGAGCGUGUGUAAUAAUGGGGCUGUGAUUGGUCAGUCUGCGCGUGGUUGUACUAGCACAGAAUGGGGAAAGUAUGAUGAGCGCCUGAUGAAGGCAGCAGAGAAUGGAGAUAUAGAGAAACUCACAGCCACACUCAAGAAAGGAACCAGCCCCACUAAACUAGACCCAGAGGGCCAUUCUGCGUUUCAUGUUGCUGCUAGCAAAGGCCUCUUAAAUAGUCUAAAUGUUUUCCUGGAGAACGGUGUCAAUGUGAAGGCUGUAGAUGCUGCCGGUAAAACAGCUUUGCAUCUGGCUGCAGCAGGCGGUCAUUCCAUGUGUGUGCAAAAGCUACUGCAGUGUAAAUGUCCUGUUGACAGCACAGACCUGCAGGGUCGAACAGCUUUGCAUGAUGCAGCAUAUGUAGGCUGCAAAACCGCCAUCAAAAUGCUCUGUGACAGCGGUGCAUCUAUUGAUGCUGUCGAUGCAGAUGAUAGAUCGCCCUUAUUGCUUGCUGCGAAGAUGAGCCAACCAGGAGCAUGCCAGAUGCUUGUGCAAUUUGGAGCACGCUCUGUUCUUCGAGACAAGCAAAACAAGACUGCGCUAAUCUUAGCUUGUGAGAGCUCUUGUAAAGAAGCAGUGGAUGUUCUCCUGAAGACUAAGGCAGAUGUUUCUGCAGUAGACAUUUAUGGCCAUGAUGCUUACCACUACGCCAGACUAAGUCAGAAACCAGACUUGAUCACACUUGUACAACAUGCCUUGGAAAAAAACACUAAAGAAAGGAAGUGCAAAAUGGUGGUCUUGUUAUCCUUACAUGUAGCAAUUACUGAACUUGCUCUUGCAGGCGGCAGCUAAAGAAACUGCCACCGUUUCACAGAA